Scheffersomyces coipomensis is the source of this 1054-nucleotide messenger RNA. RefSeq names its product thiamine transporter. Lineage: Eukaryota; Fungi; Ascomycota; Pichiomycetes; Serinales; Debaryomycetaceae. The coding region runs from base 124 to 1038 and encodes 304 amino acids. Gene Ontology annotation, cellular component: mitochondrial inner membrane. Gene Ontology annotation, molecular function: thiamine transmembrane transporter activity. The transcript has 2 exons. The record is from RefSeq and is a predicted model, not a curated record. Gene Ontology annotation, biological process: thiamine pyrophosphate transmembrane transport.
UUAUGUGCAGUCUCGGACAUAUUUAUGCGCUUAUUGAUCAGGGAGAGAGAGAGCAGAGAUAUCAAUUUAGAGUUAUAAAGAGAAUUAUAACUUCUUUCCCUUUUUACUAUAUUUAUUGAAUGAAUGGAAUCUAGCAAGAGAGAAGAUCAUCUAAAGAAGGGGUCUAAUGUUUCCCCCUAUGAAUCUUUACUAGCUGGUUCCAUUUCUGGAGCAGUAGCAAGAGGUGUAACAGCCCCAUUAGAUACCAUAAAGAUACGGCUUCAAUUACAGAGGAAAACAUAUAAGGAAAGCAUGGGAGUAUUCACAGUAACUAAGAACCUUCUUAGGAAUGAAGGCGUGGUGGCUCUUUGGAAAGGUAAUGUACCAGCAGAGAUUUUAUAUAUAUUGUAUGGAGGAGUUCAAUUUACUUCAUAUUCAAUGUUGUCUACGGCUUUGAAUGAUUUCACUUCUAGUAAAAAAAUAAGUCUAAGCUCUUCUAGUCAUUCAUUGGUGGUUGGAUUUGGUGCUGGUAUAGUGAGUACAUUUUUCACAUAUCCUUUUGAUUUACUAAGAACUCGUUUAGCAGCAAAUUCAGAUAAAAAGCUUUUAUCAAUGACAUCAACAUUCAAACAAAUAUUGAAAACCGAUGGAAUAAUGGGUUGCUUUACAGGUAUCAAACCUGCUACUUUGUCUGUAGCAUCAACUACUGCAGUCAUGUUUUGGUCAUAUGAGUUAGCUCGAGAUUUUGCAAACAAUUAUCAAGGUAUUCCCUUUGUAGAAGGAAUUUGUGGUUUAGUUGCAGGAGCUACUUCAAAAGGUGUUACCUUUCCUUUAGACACGUUACGUAAGAGAACCCAAAUGUAUACUGUUAUGUAUGGUUCAAAACCGGUGAGUGCUGUUAAAUUAUUUGUAUCUAUAUUAAGGAAUGAAGGGUUAUAUGGUCUUUAUAAAGGAUUUGGUAUUAGUUUACUAAAGACGGCGCCAACAAGUGCUGUUACAUUAUUCAUGUAUGAAUACUCCCUUAACUAUAUAACAUCAUUCAAUAAGAAAUUUUCAUAGAACUAAUGUAUGUAUA